AUGGAACUGAAUAGGCUCAACAAUGGACGAGGUGGCGUAUUUUCGGGCUCUCGAGACUACCUCAACGAAGCCCAAGACGAUGACGACGACCUCGAGGCCAUUGCGACGGGGCAGCGAGCGCGGCUGCUGCGAGACCAAGCCGUGCUAGACGAAAGCAGCGACCGGCUGGCGCGCGCCCAGCGUCUGGCGCAGCAGAACGAGGAGAUAGGCGUUGCCAUCCUCGACGAGCUCGGAGACCAGCGUGAAACGCUCAAGCGCGCCUAUGACAAGGUAUUUGACGUGAACGACAACCUUUCGUCGGCUCGCAAGGUGCUGAUGGGGAUGUCCCGCCGGGCGGUCACGAACAAGAUCAUCCUGCUGCUCAUCAUGGUGGCCCUCGUGGGUGGCAUCGCUGCCGUGGUCUACCUCAAGUGGGUGCGCAAGCUCAUCCACUGA
Messenger RNA from Acanthamoeba castellanii str. Neff, 435 nucleotides. RefSeq names its product vesicle soluble NSF attachment protein receptor VTI2, putative. Bases 1 to 435 code for a protein of 144 amino acids. Gene Ontology annotation, molecular function: SNARE binding; SNAP receptor activity. Gene Ontology annotation, biological process: vesicle fusion. The record is from RefSeq and is a predicted model, not a curated record. The transcript has 4 exons. Lineage: Eukaryota; Discosea; Longamoebia; Acanthamoebidae. Gene Ontology annotation, cellular component: late endosome membrane; endoplasmic reticulum membrane; ER to Golgi transport vesicle membrane.